Messenger RNA from Morus notabilis, 1085 nucleotides. RefSeq names its product elongation of fatty acids protein 3-like. The record is from RefSeq and is a predicted model, not a curated record. Gene Ontology annotation, cellular component: endoplasmic reticulum membrane. Lineage: Eukaryota; Viridiplantae; Streptophyta; Magnoliopsida; Rosales; Moraceae. Bases 97 to 927 code for a protein of 276 amino acids. Gene Ontology annotation, biological process: fatty acid elongation, saturated fatty acid; sphingolipid biosynthetic process; very long-chain fatty acid biosynthetic process. The transcript has a single exon. Gene Ontology annotation, molecular function: fatty acid elongase activity.
CAAAAACAACGGAUAUCCAUUCCCGCCCUUAUACCCAAGCUAAAUCAACCUCCUCCUUCCUCCACCACACACGGCGGCGCGUGCGCUCCACCCGCAAUGACUCCCAUCCUCUCCACCCUCCAAAACUGGCUCGUCUACCACCCAACCAUCCUCCACUUCAAGUGGGUCCCACGCCAGACCCUCGGCUCGACCCCACUCUUCGUCUUCCUCACUGUCUUCUCCUAUCUCUCCCUCACCUUCCUCCUCUCCCGCUCCACUCUCUCUCCUCUCAUCCCAAAACUCCUCAAACCAAUCACAGCCGUCCACAGCCUCCUCCUCUUCUCUCUCUCCCUAAUCAUGGCCGUCGGAUGCUCUCUCUCCAUCCUCUCCGUCUCCAACCUCCACCGCAUUAUCUGCUUCCCUAAAGGAAUGCAACCCAGUGGGCCCCUCUUCUUCUGGGCCCACGUCUUCUACCUCUCCAAGCUCCUCGAGUUCGGCGACACGGCUCUCAUCAUCCUCGGCGGUUCCAUCCGACGGCUCUCCUUCCUCCACGUGUACCACCACGCCACGGUCGUUAUCAUGUGCUAUCUAUGGCUCCGUACGGCUCAGUCGCUGUUCCCGGUGGCGCUCGUGACCAACGCGACGGUGCACGUGAUCAUGUACGGAUACUACUUCCUCUGCGCGAUGGGGAUCCGGCCCAAGUGGAAGCGGGCCGUCACGGACUGCCAGAUCGUGCAGUUCGUGUUCAGCUUUGCGGUUUCGGGCCGGAUGCUGUACUUGCAUUUUAGUGGGCCGGGUUGCUCCGGGAUAUGGGGUUGGUGCUUCAAUGCGGCUUUCAACGCCUCGCUUUUGGCACUUUUUGUUGAUUUUCAUGCCAAGAGUUACCAGAAUAGGAAGAGGAUGGGGAGUGUGGGCCAGGGUCACCAAGAGAAAGUUAAAAGCUCCUAGUCUUUUUGGUUCAAUCUGUGGUUCUUAUUGGUUGCCUUGUUUGAGCUUCAAUAUUACACUCUUUUUCUUUUUUUUUAGAAUCUUUCCCUUUUUUUGUUGUUGUGUCAAUUCACUUUUAAGAACGUUUUUCCUAUUUUAGUGUGCCAAACUUUGUUAAA